Messenger RNA from Salarias fasciatus (jewelled blenny), 4500 nucleotides. RefSeq names its product arf-GAP with SH3 domain, ANK repeat and PH domain-containing protein 1-like. The record is from RefSeq and is a predicted model, not a curated record. The transcript has 29 exons. Gene Ontology annotation, cellular component: cytoplasm. Bases 142 to 3444 code for a protein of 1100 amino acids. NCBI's taxonomy places the organism in Eukaryota, Metazoa, Chordata, Actinopteri, Blenniiformes, Blenniidae. Gene Ontology annotation, biological process: positive regulation of GTPase activity. Gene Ontology annotation, molecular function: protein binding; GTPase activator activity.
UCAGGAGGAGACAGACUGAGGACCGAUGAGACGCUCGGAAGACAUCUGAUCCGAGACCAGCUGCAGGGAGCCGCUGCGGUCUUUCACAGCUGCAGGUCCCUGAACGCACCCUCUGUGUGCGUGCGUGUGCGUGCGUGAAGGAUGCCGGACCACAUCUCAGUGAGCGAGUUCCUGUCCGAGACCACCGAGGACUACAACUCCCCCACCACGUCCAGCUUCACCACCCGGCUGCAGAGCUGCAGGAACACCGUCAGCAUCCUGGAGGAGGCUCUGGAUCAGGACCGCUCAUCCCUCCAAAAGGUGAAGAAGUCAGUCAAAUCCAUCUUCAGCUCAGGACAAGAGCAUGCUGGGAACCAGGAGAGCUUCAGUCAGGCCCUGGAGCGACUGGGUGGAAACAACUCUGAGCUGGGAGCUGCCUUUGUUAAGUUCUCCUGCCUUGUUAAAGAGCUCGCCGCUCUGCUCAAGAACCUGUUGCAGAGUCUGAGUCAUAAUGUAGUGUUCACCCUGGACUCUCUGCUGAAAGGAGACCUGAAAGGAGUCAAAGGGGAUCUGAAGAAGCCUUUUGAUAAAGCCUGGAAGGACUACGAGACCAAGUUCACGAAGAUUGAGAAGGAGAAGCGUGAGCACGCCAAACAGCAUGGGAUGAUCCGCACUGAGAUCACGGGAGCUGAAAUUGCAGAGGAGAUGGAAAAGGAAAGGAGGGUAUUCCAGCUGCAAAUGUGUGAGUACCUGAUUAAAGUGAACGAGAUAAAGACGAAGAAAGGCGUUGACCUGCUGCAGAACCUUAUCAAAUAUUACCACGCUCAGUGCAAUUUUUUUCAGGAUGGGUUGAAAACAGCCGACAAGCUCAAGCAGUACAUCGAAAAGCUGGCUGCUGACCUUUACAAUAUCAAACAGAGUCAGGAUGAAGAGAAGAAGCAGCUCACGACUCUCAGAGAUCUCAUCAAAAGCUCCAUGCAGCUGGACCAGAGAGAGUCCAGAAGAGACUCUCAGAGCAAGCAGAGCGGCUACAGCAUGCACCAGCUGCAGGGGAAUAAGGAGUUUGGCAGCGAGAAGCGAGGAUACCUUCUGAAGAAGAGUGACGGGCUCAGGAAGGUGUGGCAGAGGAGGAAGUGUUCGGUGAAGAGUGGCGUUCUCACAAUAUCUCACGCUACAUCCAACAGACAGCCGGCCAGGUUAAACCUGCUCACCUGUCAGGUGAAACCCAGCACGGAGGACAAGAAGUGCUUCGACCUGAUCUCUCAUAACCGGACGUACCACUUCCAAGCCGAGGAUGAGCAGGAGUUUAUCAGCUGGGUGUCUGUGCUGACCAACAGUAAGGAGGAGGCGCUGAACGUGGCGUUUCAGGGCGGAGCUCAGAGUUCGGUGGUGGAGGAAGAGGAGGAGCUCACCAAGAGCAUCAUCGACGAGGUGCUGCGAUCGCCGGGCAACGACUCCUGCUGUGACUGCGGGGCUGCAGAUCCUCGCUGGCUCUCCACCAACCUGGGGGUCCUGACCUGCAUCGAGUGCUCGGGGAUCCACCGAGAGAUGGGAGUCCACGUGUCCCGGAUCCAGAGUCUGGAGCUGGACAAGCUGGGCACCUCCGAACUGCUGCUUGUCAGGAAUGUGGGGAACCUUAGUUUCAAUGAGAUCCUGGAGUCCAGCCUGCAGACCUCCUCUCUGAAGCCGACUCCCUCCAGCGACAUGACGGCGAGGAAGGAGUUCAUCAACGCCAAGUACAUGGACCACAGAUUCGCCCGGCGCACCGUCUCACCGGGGAGCAGCGGCCUGGACGAGCUGAACGAAGCCGUGCAUUCCCGGGACCUGCUGUCGAUCGUCCAGCUGUUCGCUGAGGGGGUGGAGCUUCUGCAGCCCCUCCAUGAGGCAGGAAAGGAAGCGGGAGAGACGGCUCUUCACUACUACGUCCGGACAGCUGAUAACUCCUCCCUCCACCUGGUGGACUUCCUGGUGCAGAACAGCGGCAGUCUGGAUGGACAGACGGACGCUGGAAACACGGCCCUGCACUACUGCUGUCUGUACAACAAGCCUCAGUGUGUGAAGCUGCUGCUGAGAGGAAAACCCGACAUCCACAUCACCAAUCAGGACGGAGAGGCAGCUCUGGACAUGGCCCGCCGACUGAAGAACUCUCAGUGUGAAGAACUGUUGGUAGAGGCUGUUUCUGGCAGAUUCAACCCUCACGUUCACGUUGAAUAUGAGUGGAAUCUCCGGCUGGAUGAACUGGAUGAGAGCGACGACGAGCUGGAUGACAAGCCCAGCCCAGUGAAGAAGGAGCGCUCCCUUCGUCCUCAGAGCUUCUGUCCAUCGUCAAGCCUGUCCUCUCAGGAGAAGCUCUCCCUGCCGGCCUCCUUUGUUCCUCCUCACAGGGACAAGCAGCGGCUCUCCUAUGGAGCUUUUGCAAACCCAGUGUACAGCACCUCCUCCGACACGCCUCCGUCUCCUGGACCUGAGACCUCCGGGCCGUCCCCGACUGCUCGCAGCCAGAGCAAAGGCCCCACCUCGAGCCCCCCCGUCUCCCUCCCUCUAACCUCCCACAGCAGCGGGGGCACCCUGAAGAAGAGACCCCCUCCCCCUCCACCGGGGCACAAGCGCACCUCGUCAGACCCCCCGAGCCCUGUCCCGGCCGGGAAAGGAAGUGAGAUGACGCCCCCACUUGGAAAUAGAGUCUCAUCUGCUGCCAAGUUCGAAGGACUGCAGCAGCAGCAGAGCACGACCUCCAGUCACACCAAGUCCACACUGGGACCCAGAGUUUUACCUAAACUACCUCAAAAAGUGGCUCUCAGAAAGAUCGACACCAUUCACCUCCCAUCUAUUGACAAGCCUGGUCAGCCUGUAGACGUCCCACACAAACCUCCAUCCUCCCCCUCCUCCCUGUCUGACCCCCAGAAGUCACCCCCCUACAUCGAUGCCUCCCCAAAAGCCCCCCUCACUCCAGUGGACUCCUCCCAAAGAGCUCCGUCAAUGGAGAAGCCUCCGCUCUCCGAUCUUCCUCCCAAGCCUCACCUGUCUGACCUCCCCCCGAAACCUCUCCUCAGAGACCUCCCCCCGAAGCCUCAGAUCACUGACCUGCCCCCUAAACCGACGCCCAGUGACAGACCCGGGCCGGCCCCCGCUGCUGCCGAUGCUCAGGUGGAAGCCGAGAGCCAGGCGCCGGUCCAGUCGGGGGAGCUGUCAACUCAACCGGUCACUGACGAUUCCCCCCCGGGGGCCGUGGAGAUGCCCGUCCCUCUGCCUCGUAAAAUCAACUCUAUUAAAAGCAAAGUGCGGAGAGUGAAAACCAUUUACGACUGUCAAGCUGACAAUGACGACGAGCUGACCUUCGCCGAGGGAGAGGUCAUCAUCGUCACUGGAGAGGAGGACCAGGAGUGGUGGAUCGGGCACAUAGAAGGGCAGCCUGACAGGAAAGGCGUCUUCCCCAUGUCGUUCGUUCACAUCCUUUCCGACUGACAGGGUCGAGCGUGCGGCUGACGCCAGCCUCCGCAAGCCCCGCCCACGAGUGACAGUGGACGGAGUUAGUCUGCUAGCCACAGACCGACAGGAAAACGCUAACAAAGCCAGUUGCAGACGCUGAAUUCUUGCUGUAAAUAGACCCUACUAUGCUACCAACAGUGUUACCUUAGCAACCCAGCAUGCAGACCCAGGCGGGCCGUAGCAAAGGAGUCUCCAGAGAAGGAAAAGAUCCAGACGACGGGACAGGCAGGAGGACGAGAGGAAAGGAGGACCUUGGGGAGGACGAGAAGACAGGCGAGACUUAAAUGUAGCCUUUACCUUGUGACCACUGGUGCCCCCUGCAGGCAGCUCAUCACACCGAAGCACAAGACAAAGCACAACAGAAUCGAUUCUGAGUCAUGUUGUCCAUCUGACGGAUACUGCUGACAGAAAAGCACAAAAAAACAAAUGAACUCUCACAAUCCAGAUGACUUCUUCUCCAACGUCUUCUUCUGCGGCUACCGGAUGAAAUCGCUGCUCUGCUGUUUUAUUAGGGUCCACAAGAGUCCUGCUCUGGUUCAGCCUGCACCCAUUGAGUAAUUAGCCAAUCGAAUUAGGCCAGAUUAGUGAUUUUAGCAAUGGGCUUUCACUGCAGGACUCCGGGGUCCCUCAUGUUUCCUCUUCAGGGAGAAGCAACUUGUCUGCAAACCUUAGUGAUGCAAAACGGGGAACACUGUAAAAUCGUUCUGUUGCGUCUGACUCCAGAGGGAAAAGCAGGAAAACAGUUGUCUGUGUGUCGCUUCUGAUGCCAGUUUCUGUUUCCCAUGUUCACAGUAGCUUCUGUCUGUCGGUGUGACGUUUCCUUCUCUUUAGAUUCCUCUGACCUUCGUAGUUACUGUCUGUUCCUGUCUAUAGAUACGCGCCUGUUGCUGGUACCCAGUCCUGUUUCAUCCGGUUUUAUCUCAGCAAAGUCACUCUGUUUCUCCUGAAGUUCUGUUCAAUUCAUCAAGGAGUUUUAUUCACUUGAAAGGAGAAGUCAAGAACGAGUUUAAGAAAAAUCCAACAGGAGAAUUU